Procambarus clarkii (red swamp crayfish) is the source of this 1665-nucleotide messenger RNA. Lineage: Eukaryota; Metazoa; Arthropoda; Malacostraca; Decapoda; Cambaridae. The record is from RefSeq and is a predicted model, not a curated record.
AUGGGAGGUGCAAGGGACGUGGGUGGUGCAAGGGACGUGGGUGGUGCAGGGGACGUGGUUGGUGCAAGGGACGUGGGUGGUGUAGGGGACGUGGGUGGUGUAGGGGACGAGGGAGGUGCAAGGGACGUGGGAGGUGCAGGAGACGUGGGAUGUGCAGGGGACGUGAGAGGUGCAGGGAACGUGCGAGGUGCAUGGGACGUGGGAGGUGCAAGGGACGUUGUUGGAGCAAGGGACGUGGGAGACGCAAUAAGGGACGUGAGAGGGGCAGGGGACGUCGUAGGUGCAAGGGACGUGGGAGAUGCAGGAGACGUGGGAGUUACAGUUGACGUGCGAAAUACAGGGGGCGUGGGUGGUGCAGGGGACGUGGAUGGUGCAAGGGACGACGUGGAUGGUGCAAGGGACGUGGGAGGUGCAGGGGACGUGGGUGGUGCAAGGGACGUGGGAGGUGCAAGGGACGUGGGAGGUGCAAGGGACGUGGGUGGUGCAAUGGACGUGGGACGUGCAAGGGACGUGGGAGAUGCAGGGGACGUGGGUGGUGCAAGGGACAUGGGAGGUUCAGGGUCCGUAGGAUGUUUUAGGGACGUGGAUGACAUAGGGGACGUGGAAGGUGCAAGGAACGUGGGAGGUGCAGGGGAUAUGAGAGGUGCAGGGGACGUACGAGGUGCAGGGGACGUGAGAGGUGCAAGGGACUUGGGAGGUGCAGGGGACGUGGGAGGUGCAAGGGCCGUGGGAGGUACAAGGGACGUGGGAGGUGCAGGAGACAUGAGAGGUGCUGGGGACGUGCGAAAUACAAGGGACGUGGGUGGUGCAAGGGACGUGGGUGGAGCAGGGGACGGAACGUGGGAGGUGCAGGGGACGUGGGAGGUGCAGGGGACGUGGGAGGUGCAGGGAGACGUGGGAGGUGCAGGGGACGUGGGAGGUGCAGGGGACGUGGGAGGUGAAAAUGACGUGGGAGGUGCAGGGGACGUGGUAGGUGCAAGGGACGUGGGAGGUGCAGAGGACGUGGUAGGUGUAGGGGACGUGGGAGGUGCAGGGGACGUGGGAGGUGCAGGGGACGUGGGAGGUGCACAGGACGUGGGAGGUGCAGGGGACGUGGGAGGUGCAGGGGACGUGGGAGGUGCAGGGGACGUGGGAGGUGCAGGGGACGUGGGAGGUGCAGAGGACGUGGUAGGUGCAGGGGACGUGGGAGGUGCAAGGGACGUGGGAGGUGCAGGGGACGUGGGAGGUGCAGGGGACGUGGGAGGUGCAGGGGACGUGGGAGGUGCAGGGGACGUGGGAGGUGCAGGGGACUUGGGAGGUGCAGGGGACUUGGGAGGUUUUGUUGCAAAUCCGUUAAAAACCUCUUCUAGUAGUAGUGUUGGCACCUCGAGGCUUGUACACGUAAAUGAAGGCAAUAUUGAAGAUCAAACUGAUAAUAGGAGUAAGGAGAGAAAAAGUGAGAAGGACGAGAACACAAAUGAGAAAGACGAAAACAACAAGCAGAAAGAUAAGGGCAAUACCGAGAAAGAAUGUGGAAACGAGGAAGUUGGAACAAAAGACACAGAGGUAGCCAAGUCGUGCACGGGUACAAACAAUAAGAAUACAAGCACAGGUGAAAAUAUUUGCAGAUACAAAGGUGGAAGAAUUCAUAGAGCAAGUGCACAAAAUAGAGAACAUCCUAGAUAA